CCAGAAAGUAAAGCGCAACGACAAUGUCAGGAGAGAGUUGGUUAUUUAUCUUCGCCGUGAUUGUAAAUGCGGUGAACUUGUUCUCGCAGGUGUUCUUCACCAUCAUGUACUCGGACUUGGAAAGUGACUACAUCAACCCAAUCGAGUUAUGCCACAAAUUGAACCCUUGGUUUAUUCCUGAGGCUGCCGUGCAUGGUGUCUUGACCAUGCUUUUCAUAGGCAACGGCUUUUGGUUUGUGUUCUUGUUGAACUUGCCUAUGUUGGCCUACAACGUCAACAAGUUUGCCAAGAAAAACCACUUGUUGGACGCCACGGAGAUUUUCAGGACGUUGUCCAAGCACAAGAAAGAGAGUUUUGUCAAGUUGGGCUUCCAUUUGUUGAUGUUCUUCUUCUACUUGUAUAGAAUGAUCAUGGCUUUGGUGGGCGACGAGUAAACCAUGCCACGCGCCCUCCGUGCUUGUCUUGUGCUGGAUUAUCUUGCUCUUGGAAUGAGCCACAAGUUCUGUCACGGAUUGUUUGUGCUCUUCGCUUUAGCUAGGUGUGCAUACCCUCUAAUCACUAGUUCUGCACCAGGCACCUGAAUGUAGGAGGAGCACUGGGUUUUCGGCGCCAUUUCAGGUAAAUCACAUUCAUGGGUCAGGACGCUGUGCUUUCAUGUUAACAGAGUAUGGCCCUAUUGCCAAUGUGCCUGGAGCGUUUAUAUAGUCCGAAUAAACAGUUCUCGUGGAGACCAACUGAAAGGAAGGGUCAGAAACGCUUGUAAGUAAUAUUAGACAGUUGGAGUAUCCUAAUGUUCCUGGCUGCUUGCAGAACUGCAGGCUAGCAGAAUCUGGAGCGGCAUGGCCGGCCCGUAUAUGCUGCUUGUGAUUUCUGGUAGUUUGUAGCGGAACUGUAGUGACACGAACUGUGGCUACUGCAAGUCUAAUAUGCUGG
Molecule: messenger RNA, 933 nt
Organism: Metschnikowia bicuspidata var. bicuspidata NRRL YB-4993
Lineage: Eukaryota; Fungi; Ascomycota; Pichiomycetes; Serinales; Metschnikowiaceae
Product: cornichon family protein
Exons: 2
Coding region: 24-434 (136 amino acids)
Biological process (GO): endoplasmic reticulum to Golgi vesicle-mediated transport
Cellular component (GO): COPII-coated ER to Golgi transport vesicle; endoplasmic reticulum membrane
Source: RefSeq, a predicted model, not a curated record